This is a messenger RNA of Acanthoscelides obtectus, 480 nucleotides long. The record is from the annotation of a GenBank genome assembly. Lineage: Eukaryota; Metazoa; Arthropoda; Insecta; Coleoptera; Chrysomelidae.
GCCGUUUCGAAAACACGUGAGAAUUUAUAUUAAGUUGAAAAUUAAAUGGGUAUUUAUUGCAUCGCAAUCGAAAUAAAGAAGGAUUGACAGUCUAGGGGUGUCUUUCCCUCAUAUACCUUGGACUAAUAGGUUAUAACAUCGGAGCAAUUCAGAUAUGAUGGGGCCUUCUGUCCUUCACGCCCUAGAUGCAGACGAAAAAGCACUUACCUUCAUCCUUGGAAAUAGUAGAUUCAUCAGGAGAGGCAGCCUCGUUUCCGGCGGCCCCCGCACCAUCAUACAGAAUGGAAGUAGUCCUGCUCUCCCUGAGCCUGGUGAAAUAGUCAGCCGCGUAAGACACCACGUCGCCCGGUUGCUCCAGUAAGUAGCUGAUCGUGAACUCGAGAAGGACCUCACGAAGCUCGUCUGGCACUUGGAUUCUCGGUCCGCACUGUCCGCGGCUCAUAUUUCGCUCUCUGAUCAGCGGGGCCCUCUUACACCGAC